AGUAUAAUCUCUGCUCCAGAAAAGCCAACAAAAGCCUUCACUGGCGAGACUGUGUCAUUAAAGUGGCACUACAAUUCAGGAGAUCUAAAGAAUGAUCUUUUCGAGGUGGUGUUUGGUAUUUGGAAGAGUCCUAGGUCCCUGAUGAAGUUGAUAGCUGUCAACUCGAGUGGUUUUGCGUUAAUGAGGUCUUCCCAUAAGUCAUCGGUGGGUUGGGCAGGAAAUUUGACAUCCUCUGUCGCAGUGUUUGAACUUCACAAUGUAAAACUUAAAGAUGGCAUGAAGUAUGGAAUAUUGGUGGAAUAUGGUCUCCAUCAUAUCCCGUUGACCGACACAGUUCAGCUUCAAGUUAAGUCCAGACGUAAGUAAUAUCGUUCAUGACAGCUCGGACUAUGUUGGCAGUAACUCAAAAUUGUACUUUUGGUUGCUGUGAUUAUGGUUCAUUCGCAAGUUUUUAGACGGAGUCCACUGAAAAGAGGUACAUGCAUGUCUCUUCAAUGAGGGCACCAAUUGAUAAGGUGAUAGGGUCAUUGUUUGUUCUGUUGGGAUCAAAGUAAGAGUUCCUUGACCGGAGGGGUCCCUGAAUUAUCAAAAGAAAUCGAUAAAGGUAAUUUCUAGUUACAAGUAGUUACCGGAAGAUUGAUCUAGAUAAUUUUUUUUGCAGCCAUUUCUUAUUUACCGAGAAUCACAAACGUCAGUAAACCGCCCCUGCUCAGGAAAGGACAGAGCGUGAACCUUAUAUGUAGUGCCCAAGGCUUGUCUCCUGUUCAAGUCAUAUGGAAAAGAAAUGACAAAGUAUUAGUCAGCGGUAUUUUUAAAGCCAUAUUGACCCUAAGAAAUAUCACAGCUGAGGACUGCGGCGAUUACGUUUCUGUCGCUAAAAACUCCGCCGGAGAAGAUACUAGGACUGUUAUCCUACGAGGUAAAUGGUUUCACAUGAUAAUGCUUGCCAGACAGAGUUUCUUAAGGUGAUUCCUCAGAAAAAGUUAUCGAACAGUUUUUUCAAACUGUCCUUAAGUGUUCCCUACCAAUGUCUGUUUCGAAAAAUACAAUAAAAAAGAUAGGUCAUCGAGCUUGUUUAGGAUAUAUGACGGGCCAAACUUGCCCCAUUUAUGCCUGUACUAGCAUCAAUCACGCGCGUCAUUUCAUAGGUUCACGGUGCAUUUUGCUGCAACUGGAAGCAACAGUUUUUGAAGAACCACUUGAAAAAAACUUGAUAGGUAGAGAGUCUCGAGCGUAUGGAACAAUUUGAUAUAUAAUUGCGGGAAAAUCACACAAAGUUAACCGACAUCGACAUAAAACGUUCCUCGAGUCGUUCCUUUCAAGUUCACAAUUUGUAACGAGCUUCGAGCACGCUUUUAGCUUUAUCUUUUUUUCCCUUCUAAGAUUUUUUUUUUAAUUUCCCCAAGGGGAUAAUUUUUUCUCCAAAGUCAUGCAACAAAAAAAAUGGGUCACCGUCCUUGCUUAAGAGCUGAAGACCAUCGUACCUCUCUACCUGGUCCAUGGAUUGAAAACAAUACCGUGUUCUCGGAAUGCGCGUGCGCUCAUUCUUAUAAUUGCAUGAUUUUUAUGCGCAAUACAGGAUGCGUAGAGCAAUACUGAGGAAUCACCUUAAGAUGAAGCUUCGAGCGUAAGCCCUUCGUCAGAGCCCUUCGUUCUGACUACCGAAAGGUCAGCUUUAGAAACUCCAUAAACGAUGGCCAAUUUAACACGGCAUUAUCAACUCAAUUGAUGAAACCAAAUUAUCUUGUGAAAUCCUUAACUGACGCAGCUCUACGGUUUCUAAAGAAACUUACCCCCUUUAACGCAAGAUAAACCGACCACCACUGAUCUUGUUAGUCCUUCAAGCAGAUCGCAUAAAAAUUCAAGGAAUUUCCCUAUAAAUCAUUUUUGUUAUGUCAACUUUGCAUUCCUCUCAAUGCUCAAAUAUGAAUCCUAAAAUGCCUUCUCAUUGAUCACCGGACGAGCUAACGAGUACACUUUUGACCGUAGCCUUUCUUUCUAUUUCCCCUGGAAUUCCUCAUUAACAACUAAAUUUCCCGCUUGAAACAGUACUUCCGGAAAGUCCAACUAUACUGAAUUCAGACAAAAUAGUGACCAGUCCCAACUGGACGCUACGAUGGUCAGCGGUUGAAAGUGAAGGAGAGCUGCAGGUGACGUAUACAGUUCUGCAAAAACGUGAGGGUGAAGAAUAUUGGCUACUGGAAAAUGUUACAGUAAACAUAUUUCAAAUUAGACUUAAGGAUAAUACAUCUUACUCGUUCGUGGUGAAAGCUUGGAACAAAUGUGGAGAGAGUGGGUUGGACAGAGACAAAAUGCUGAACAUAUCCACCGACUUUGAAGACAAAGUUACACAAGGAAACGACAUAUCUCUCAAAACAGUUCCGACAGGUAGGAAAACAUUGAAUCUAUAGACCAGAAGAUUGGUGAAAAAAAAUCAUCAUCACUGUCCUAUGUGUUUCUUCAUAGUCAAUUUAUUUUCGGUCAGUAGGUCACAUAAAAGUUUGCAGGUACAUGCUGGCUGCCAUGAGACUCAAUUUUGCUCAUAGGUAUGACUGAUUUAUGUGUAUCUAACCAUUUCAUGGUUAUCGUAGACAAAAAGCCGUAUAAACGGAAAUGACUUUAAAGCCCAGAAAUUGGGUUGUUUUGUAAUAGAAUGGAGAGAGGAACUACGUGACUUAAGUGUCUUGGCCAAGAACACAGAGCUGGGAGGGAAAAGUAAUGACCGGCUAGGCUCAAACCGUAGACGCGUCAAUCCAGUGAACCAAUCAAAACCUCACCCCAUUUCCUAGAUGUUAACUAAUUUCAAAUUUCAUUCGACAGAGAGUGAGACUGCACUGACUCCAUUCUCCAGCAGGGGACAAAAAGACGUUGAGUCCCCGUGGAAAAUUGAAUUCAUAAUUUUGAUAGUACUGGGCAUCACUUUUUUAGUGUUAAGUGCAAUCGUGUUAAUGCGAAUAAAAAUUAUCCAAGACAAAGGAGAUGACCAAAGUAAGUAACUUAAAGCGUGCCCUUCGAUUGAAUUUCGUAAGACAAAAACUGUAGUACAUGUUAUAACAGAGGCCAAUCAGAAGAAAGGAUAAUUUUGGACUCAUAUUAAAUGGAGUCAACUAGAGCUCAAAACAAAAACAGGCAAAUUGCCUCUAGAGCAAGAAAACACAAUUCAUUCGAGCCGCCAGUGGUUUUAGUUUUGCAUCUGAUUGGCUGGAGAGUUACUUACAAUCACAGAGCAGAGUGAAGUAAACCAUUACAAUUUAGAUAUUUUUUGUAAUAAUGUAUGCCUUACAGCUUAACCAUCGAUGAUGAUGAAGACAAGGAUAAAGCUUUCAGUCUUUUGAAGACGUGAAAUUACAUUAGAGUGAAAGGGAAGGAAACAUCAUAGAUAAAAGAGUAACAAUUUCCCUAUUUUUCUCUUCAAAACUCCAUAGGACCUCAAGAUUUAAGGAACGGAGGGUAGGCAUUCAGUGGCGAAGUAAUCCUUACGAGGCAAAUUUCAGUAUCUCACAUCUCAUAUAGUUGUUAUUAUUAUAGAUGAUGUUCAACUUUCUCUAAUUUUGUAGAUUCCCUGGAAAAAGUCGAAGUUCAACGAGCUAGACAUCAAAAACUCUAUGUAUUAAACUCUGUGUCAAUCAAUAUGAUUUUUUCAUUUAUUAGAAUAAGUACUCGCAAUGAAUCAAAAGUUAAGUCGAUGAGUUGAUAAAUAACAAAAAAAUGGAUUUUCAAUUUCUGAUAUGCAUUGCUUUUUCAGGUUAACCAUAUUGCAUUUAACUUUACAAGAAAAUUCUGCGUUUGAUCAGGUGGGGAAAGUAUAAUCUGUAUGGUCUCUUUUAGUGUAAACUAAAUCAGCUCAAGGCGUUGAAGGCGCGCCCUGAUUAGCCACUCAAACGCCGAACAUCCCUUGCUAUUCACCGCUGAGCAACUCACGCGGGAUUUAAGCUCGGAAAUAUUUUAAUCGUUGAAGGAGUAAAUUAGUCAAGAUCAUCUUUUUGUGCUAUUUGGUAUAUACUUAAACAACUAUUCACCUCAUAGUCGGUGGCUAGCGGUGGAUAAUUACCUCACCGCAUCGCAGCUUGGUAAACAUCCACCACUAACGUUCAUCUACCACGAAACUUUCUCCAUUUCCGUAAAUAGUUACUAGUUACCGUUGGUUUAAUCCAAAUAUUGCUUUACUAUUACUAUUUCCAGUUUCUCUCAUUGCCACAAAAAGGUCGAGUGCUCCAGGAUAGUUUGAUUUUGUCACCCGAGUUGAUAAUGCGAAUUAGCCACCAUGAAGAGAUUAAGGUCAGCUUUGUUAGAAUGGCAGAAUUCAGUUCAUGCCAAGAACAAAAACCGAUCCAUACACUGAUCGACCCACCACAAGUACCACCCAGUCCUGAAAAUUAAAGAAUAAGAGUUACUAAACUUUCUGAAAUAAUCUCUUUUACCCUUGACGUAAUCUCAUCUCCUUCAGAGACUUAAGUAUCUAACCUCCAACAACAUCAAUUUAUUGUAUGAUUUAUUUGCAGGCUCACGAGGAUUCUUUAGAAAGAGAACCAUUGACGACAGUGGUGACUUCAUUGGGACUUUCACGAUCCUCGUUGACGAUAGAACAACCAGUAUCGGCAAUAGUUGCUAACACUAAGGAAGGAAUAGGAGAGACACCUGAGAUGAGCUCCGUUCCUGCUGCAUGCUCAUCUGGUCAGCAGGUCAUGCCUUUUACGAAGUUUUCUUCCCGUGAAAAUUAUGAGAGUUCUUUAGAAAGAGAACCGGUGACGACAGUGGUGACUUCACUGGAACUUUCACAAUCCUCGUUGAUGAUAGAACAACCAGUAUCAGCAACAGUGGCUAACACUAAGGAAGGAAUAGGAGAGACACCUGAGAUGAGCUCCGUUCCUGCUGCAUGCUCAUCUGAUCAGCAGGUCAUGUCGUGUACAACGUUUUCUUCACGUGAAAAUUAUGAGAGCUCUUUAGAAAGAGAACUAGUGACGACAGUGGUGUCUUCACUGGGAUUUUUACAAUCCUCGUUGACGAUAGAGCAACCAGUAUCAGCAGUAGCGGUUAACACUAAGGAAGGAACACGAGAGAGACCCGAAACGAGCUCCGUUGCUGCUGCAUGCUCAUCUGGUAAGCAGGUCAUGUCUUGUAUAAAGUUUUCUUCACGUGAAAGUUAUGAGGUGUUGCACAACUUCACUGAAGUGAACGCCCAAGUUGUUACAGCUCCAAAUGCAGGGAAUGAAAACAUUGUCCGAGUUCAAGAGGAAACGACAGUCCGACGUCUUGACACGUUCAGAGAGAACAAACUUGAAGGAGUGAAUCAUUCAGAAGAUUACUUGCAACCAGUGGAACACUUACAACCUGCGUUUCAAAACAGAAAUAACUCCAGGUGUUUUCAGGGAAAGAUACAAACCUUGCCCCAAGGUCGUCCUGUACCUAAGCCCAGAGGAAAAUCGUCCACGUUUGCAGGAAUGACCUUAACUUCACGAUUAUGUGACAGUCAACGUGCAGGUGUCGAACGAGUUAACCAAUCAAGGUUCUGCACUCCUCAUCCAAGAGUUCUACACGAAGAACACAGUUAUCAGAAUGAUAGAUGUACAGGAACCCCACACGAGAGCCCAAGAUAUCCACGAUCAGUGUUAGCUUCUACUUCCAGGAAGGAGUCACCAUACACAAAAGUGCAGAGCAACACCAACUGGGAAGUUCCCGGCGAACGCUUGAGACUAUUUAAAAGGAUCGGUGGUGGAACAUUCGGUCAAGUGUGGGAAGGUGCGGUGUUGGAUGUGCGUGGUACUCAAGGCUGGUCUAUUGUGGCUGUUAAGAUGCUAAAGGGUAUGUGUUACUGCUAACAAAAUAUAAAAAUGCCUAUAAAUCCGUACUGACUAUCGACAGCUUUUAAUGCGAAAGGAUGGAGCGUUACAUCUUAUACCUCAGAGCGGUGCUUGCAUGCACUGCUAAAAAAUCUUAGAUUCGUAAAUGAUGUUUUCUCUGAGAUAACUAAUCUAGGACUGGGAAACGUUACAUAAUCAUGCAGUUUCUACUUUCACUAUCUCUGCCACACAGAAACACAUGUUAUCAUUUAAAACCAAAGGGAUAAUGUUACAUUAAAACUACUAGAAAGUUAAGAUUCGGCUCCGUUUUCUAAUGAGUGAGGAGUUCGUCGCAUGUGCUGUUGGAUCAUCAGUAAUAAGAAUCGAUAAAGGCACAUUUUUAUGCAAGCAAUACUUCUUCAAAAAGAAGGAAAGAAUUUUGUGUCACAUCAAUAAGUAAAUGAGGAGGUAGCAAGUCGCAAAUUAUUCGGGGAACUCUUUACUUGUGUGUAAGAAUACGUUUUGUAUUUAAAGCUUCACAGCUAAAACUUAAAAAAAAAUAUAUGUACCAAGUUUUUUGGAGGAACGAAUGAACAAAAUUUAGUUAGAAAUAUUGUAACUAAAGUUUUCAUAACAUUCGCUGUUGCAGAAAAUUCCUCGAAGUCGGAUCGAAUGGAUUUGUUGUCAGAGCUGGACCUGUUGAAGAAACUUAAACCUCAUCCUAACGUAAUACAAUUGUUGGGCUGCUUGACGAAAGACGUAGUCCGAUGUAAAGGAGGGCGAGAAUUUAGUGAGUUGGAUUAUUUCUAUCCUAAAUGAGCAAAGUAAACAGUCGGAAGGAAAAUGCCGGUCUUUGUUGUGUCAAAACUGAAAAAUAUGCAACCCGGAGAGAUUUGACUUCCUUGUUUGCCAUUGUUGCUUGUUUGUUUGUUUGGUUUUUUUCUUCAUAACCACAUCCUAGUUGCGUUUGUCGACGGGAUGAGAGAAGGAUGGUCGUUUUCACCUCAGGUAUUGUUGUUUCAAAAACCAGGGCUUAUCAGCAAUCACAAAAUAAAUUUUAUUAGCGGCUUAAUGCAGUUAUUUGACUUCUAGAGUCACAAAAUAAUUCAUCUUUGUCUAUUUCAGAACGCUAUUGCAUAACUUAAACACCAACGAUUCAUUUUCUUUGCAUAUUCAGGGCCGCCGCUUGUUAUUCUGGAGUUUGUAUCUCAUGGCGAUCUCCUUGGAUAUCUAAAGAAAAGUAGAGGCGAGACAGAUGACUACUACGACGUUAAAUGCGCUGAAACUUCAUCGAAAAUACCAACAGAACAACUUUACAAAUUCGCUUGUGAUAUUGCCCGGGGAAUGGCGUUCAUAUCGGCUCACCAGGUGUAGCAUUUCACUUAAUCUGUACCAUUUUUAUGACACGUGAUAUAUUUAAAAAUUACUCAGCGAUAUAUUUAACAAUUAAAUAUCUACCGCCAGCCACUGCCACUGAAAUGAAAAGUUGUGUAAGUGUAAACUUAAACUCUGAGAUAACAUAGCACAAAAGAUGAUUUUAUCUAAUUUAUUCCUGCAAAGAUUACAAUAUUUUCGGGCGCAGGUUCAGCGCAAGUUGCUCGGAGGUGAAUAGCAAAGGAUAUUUGGAGUUUGAGAAGCCAAUCAAAACGCGUCUUCAACACCAUCCACGUUUUUAGCAUAUACUAAACUCAAGUAUACGCUUUUUCCAUACGGGAUAUUUCAAUUUUUAUACUUCUAGCUUACAUACCAACAGACAUUUACUCGUGUUAAUAGCGCUUAAAAGGAAACUAACUAAAGUUGGACAAACACAAAGUUAAGAAUUAAGAAUAAGAGGUGUAUUUGUCAAAAUUGGAAAUACAACAGUUCAAACUGAACUGCGAAAUCCCUCGUGGAGGUCAAUUCUCAAUGAAUAACGAUAAUUCAAAACGAUGGUGAUGAGAAAUUUAUUUCACGAGGUUAAACACAGGGUAAAAUAUUAUUAAUCAAAUUGUUUGUUCACUCGUAGUUUGUUCACCGAGACUUGGCAGCGAGGAACGUGUUGGUUGGCGAGGGUCUGCGCUGUAAAAUCACUGACUUUGGAAUGGCGAGAGAUCUUGGCAAAGAUAAAAUUUAUGUCAGGAGGUCGAAUGUAAGUAAGCAUGCACCCACAAACAGGUUCGGUGAGUGCGCACUGCUUCCCACCACCCCACUCUCCCGCGACCUUUCAAAUUCGUUACUUCUCAGACUUGAUCACAUUGACCCUGGUGUCUCAGGCUUGAGGAACUUAAAACUUUAUUGACAACUGAACUCACAAAACACUUAUUCUGGUUUUAUACCGAAGGUGAUUAAAUUGUUAUUGCGUUAUUUUACAGGGAGUUGUACCAGUAAAGUGGAUGGCAGUUGAAUCACUAACAAAACAAAUUUUUACGGCAGAAAGUGACGUGUAAGUAGAUCGAUAAGCUUGAAUUAGAAGUGAUAGCACUUUCCCGAAUGGAUAUUUACUCAGUGCAUUUCUUAAGAGUUCAAUGUCUCUUUAGCGUGAAAUCAAAUCUUCAUGUUUCCCAUCCGACUGUUUCCUGCUGAACAGUUACCUGAUCAUGUAAGAAAGCGAGAAAAGUUCCUUGUAUACGAUAGACUUUUCGAUAGUCUACAUUACGAGAGACUCUUCGCAAACCAAAAAUAGUGAUAAUCACCUGAGACAGAUAGCGGUAAUAUGAUUUUUUUUCUCAGUUCGUGAGCGGGCGGUAUUCUACAAAUCCUGCAAUCUGAUUGGUUCCGAGAGCGGGCAGUAUUCUCCCCAUCCAGCCCACUCACAGUUCUUUUCGCAACCAUUUGUUAGGUUUUAGAAAAAAAUAAAAAUGUUAUUCACCAGCCAAGGUCGGUCUGUAUUGGGAAAAACUCUGCCCUCUGUCUUGGAUACCGCCCGAGGCCGUUCACAAGACAGAUGGCACAGUCUUUCCCAAUACGGACCGAUCUUGGCUGGUGAAUAACAUAUAUAUACGUAGUACUUUUUUGUCUUUCUUUUUGUCUUUCUCUUUUUUAGGUGGAGUUAUGGCAUCGUCCUACAUGAGAUAUUCACACUCGGUAAGUGGAAUUUUUCCAGGUUUGUGGGAGACUUGAGGUUAUUUGGACUCCAAUUUCAAGCGUCGUCAAUUUUUUUUCGGAGUAAAAACAGUAAUAUGGCGGAGAAAGCCAGAGGAUAACACGAUACCAGCUUAACUAGGUCACCUCUUUUCGAGGAGACCAGACAAUCAAUGUAGACUGUUAAACUGGAAUGUCAAGUGCGAUCGUGAGGGGCUGGUAUCGCACCUGCUAACAGAAAGUAUGACUGUGAUCAUUCGGGAAUAGUAGUUCCUUUUCAGAGCUACCAUAUCCCUGACGAGUAGACUACACAAUCAACUGCUGCUUCAGGUUUCAAACCUUUCACUCUACUGAAAAGAAAAUUUGCAAGUCUGUUAUCACUCAGUACUAUCUUUUCUACAGAAUCUUUUUUUUUUCAGCUUUCUGGGAGCUGACAUCUUUUAAAGUCUUCGCAAAAAUACUAACUUAUACUUUUAUCUUUGCAGGGGGGAACCCUUACGAUGGAAUGAGCGGACAAGAAGUAUUUACAUACGUGUCACAUGGUCACAGAUUGCGAAGGUCGUCAGGCGUGAGCCGAGAAUUGUAC
Messenger RNA from Pocillopora meandrina, 9426 nucleotides. The record is from the annotation of a GenBank genome assembly. Lineage: Eukaryota; Metazoa; Cnidaria; Anthozoa; Scleractinia; Pocilloporidae.